Messenger RNA from Durotheca rogersii, 812 nucleotides. RefSeq lists its product as uncharacterized. The transcript has a single exon. The record is from RefSeq and is a predicted model, not a curated record. The coding region runs from base 130 to 609 and encodes 159 amino acids. Lineage: Eukaryota; Fungi; Ascomycota; Sordariomycetes; Xylariales; Xylariaceae.
GGAAUUCCAACCGACCUGAGUUGGCAGUUCGAUCUUUUCGACUCCCUUAGGCAUCGAGUGAUUGGGAGGUCCAUCAGUAACCCCCCCCCCCCCGAUAGGACUUUUAAAAGUACACCGAGGUGAUUUAUCAUGUGUUGGUCGAAAUGCCUAACUACCUGCCUAUGUAUCUAUCCAUUUAUUCUUUCUCUUUUUAUUUACUUCCUAUUUCUGCUUAAUUUCUCCUCCUCUUCCCUUUAUCAUUUAAAAUUUUUUUUUCGUCUUUUCGUCUUUUUCUCCUUUUCGAUUUUUAUAGAUACACCCAGGCUUUCGUGCCUGAUUCUUGUUACUGCUCAUUUCGUCAUGCGUAUGGUCUUUCGUGUCCGAAUGAAUUUCACACGACGCAUGGCCCUUGCAGUAAAGUGCACACGGGGUAUGGUCGUAUCACGCCUACGGGAUUCACUACAGGCGCUAUUCCGCAGUCGGGGCGACUUGAUUCUCGUUCGCCUGAAACCACUGCAAACGAGACUGGCAAGAGGAGAGGGGUCUGUCACAUCGUAUUUAUCGAGCCCCCAAAUGAGGAUCCCGACUCGAAUGCAUCACCAAUCUAGCGGGUCGGUGAUUGGCAGGUAAUUCUCAAGUUCUGAGAAGCCAGCGCGCCUCGUUCGAAUCCAGACAUGCGCAUGCGUAUGCGCAUGUCGCCAACCGCCAGUCACCAGUGGUUACUGCGUAGUUAAAGUCCUUCACCCGCCACCGCCUGGUGCUGGCCCAGAGAUGGCUGAAAGAUCGGUGCCGAACGAUUUGUGCCACCCAAGUGAGACACCUUUCCGCCUCGA